UACAAAGAGGGUGAUAUCAGUCAGCCACUGAAUCUUGUCCUGGGCACAUCUCAGUAAUUCUGAAACCGCUGUGAAAACAAUCUAAGCCAUUCCUUGAUAUCAAAAAUACUCGUACUCUGCUGAACAGCUAUUUCAACUAUUACUCCAUCUUAAAUUCCGAAAAUCAGAGCCACCAUAUCGUAAUCAUGUUCGACGACGAGCCAAUCUCCAGCUUUGUGUUCACCAACGACGAGACGAAGCAGACCUUCCACCACCAGUGGUUCGCUAAGGGCCAUCUGCACGAGUGUGCCACCUGCUACAGCUCCAUCGACGCGGAUGAGCCGCCCUCGCAGCACUGGCUGCGCGGAGGAGAAGGCUCCCAGGGGCUGCAGCUCACCAAGCAGCAGCAGGCCGUCCUGGACAUAAUCGAGGCCCGCCAGAUCGAGACCUUCUUCUUCUGCGACGAGAGCUCCAAGGACAAGCUGGACCACUUUAUGGGGGAGACCUGUGCCCGCGGCAUCCCCGAGCUGCUCCGCUGGAUGUUCCAGAACAACACCGUGGCCGUGGAAUUCAAUCUGGCCUGCUACGUGAACGCCAUGGAUCAGGUGCUUAUCUUCCAGAGCGGGUCCUUGAAGGUGGACCACCACUACGACGUGGACGAGUGCGUCGGAGUUCUCUACGAGAUGCUGAUGCAGAGGAUCGAGAACUACCUGAACUGCAGCAGUGAGUACGGCAUGGCCGAGUGCAGCAUCACCAGGUUGAAGGUGCAGGUCAAAAGGAUUAGGGUGGACGCGGAGAGUCAGUCAGCGGAGUCCCCCUUCUUCGCCCUGCCCCUGCAGCUGAAGCAGGAGGAGGGUCUGACCACCACUUCCAGUCCACCCACCAGCGAAGCUGAGUUGGCCAGCCUGCGAUCCGCCUACCUCAAGCACUUUCGCGAGUGCAACGGCUACUUCCCGCCAAACAUGCGGGUCAAUCUCUACGGCCUGCAGCAGUGCAAGACCACCAAGGAGCUGUACGUGGUGCCCUACCACAUCAGCGAAACCCUCCAGCAGCUGCCCAACAAGAACUUCCUGAUCCUGAACAACAUCAUGGGGCAGUUCCAGCGGCUCCACGAGCUCUCCACCCCCGUCAAGUCGAUCGAAAGGGACCCCACCAGCUCGCCCCUGAAGGACCUGCACUGCCGAAGGUGCCGCACGAAGUUCUCGAGGAGCAGCAAACUGCAAAUCCACCAGAGGCUGCGCUGCGGCCAGGACUUCACCGUGGACAGCAUGCACGCGGACAUCGUCGAGAUCUACGAGCAGUGCCUGCCCAUCUCGAGGAGCGUCUUCCAGCACGCCUGCUACGGCAUCACUAGGCCCAAGACCGUGAUGCGGAAGGGUCAGUUCGUGCCCAUCGAGUGCGACUGGCGCAGCGAGAGCUCCGUGAAGGUGCAGCACGGCCCGUGUGUGGUCAUUAGCAACGCCCAGCACAGCAGCCCCUGUAAAUUUUAUUAAUAAACAAUAACUUUAAGCACAGACAUUGAUUCUUUCUAACUGUGGGGGCUAAAAGUACAAAAACAAAUAUUACUUUUCAAUUUAAAAUAUUUGUAUACCCGAUUGAUAUUAAUAUCUUAUGAGAAUUUUUCAUUGUAUUUGCUGUACAUUUAUUCAAAUCGUUUACUCAAACAAAACCUUCGCCCAAAUUUUCUAUUAUUUCAAACAACGGGCUAGAACUUCGGAUUUCCUAUGAGACCAACAAAGUAGUUAAAUCACAGAUUGAAUAAUUUUUGUUUUAUGAGAAAAGGCCAAAAUUGGUCAUUUAAAAAUAGCUUACAUUUGAAGCUUGAACAUCUAUAAUUAUAAUCAGAUAUCGUAAUUAUUAAGUCUUUUAUAUUAAAACCAAAAAGAAUAAAAAUCAUUUUAGUUUUAUU
Molecule: messenger RNA, 1888 nt
Organism: Drosophila biarmipes
Lineage: Eukaryota; Metazoa; Arthropoda; Insecta; Diptera; Drosophilidae
Product: protein terminus-like
Exons: 1
Coding region: 186-1472 (428 amino acids)
Source: RefSeq, a predicted model, not a curated record